Meloidogyne enterolobii is the source of this 798-nucleotide messenger RNA. Lineage: Eukaryota; Metazoa; Nematoda; Chromadorea; Rhabditida; Meloidogynidae. The record is from the annotation of a GenBank genome assembly.
AUGAAUAUUAUUAUUUUGAGUUUUUUAAUUAUAUUUUUGUCAAAAAAUGAUGCAGCAUUUGAAGGAAUUUCUCGUCAGAAUUUUAUGAAUGAAUUUAAUAAAUUAGGGGAAACUUUAGAUUUAUAUAUUAAUCGAAAGGUGGAUAAUGACAGUAAAAUGAUAAUUACUAAUGAUAGAAUUGAAAAAUGUCAAAAAAUAAUUUCGACAUUUAAAAAAGAAGGGGAAGAAUAUUUAGUAAGGGAUAUUGAAAGAUCUGUUAUAUUAAUACAAGGUAUUCUCUUUUGUGCAAGAUAUUUGCAUGGUGCUUUGUGGAAAUAUUUUACAGAAGGAAAGAAAGUAAAGGCUGACGUAGAUAAUGAUUAUAAAUUUUUGCGCUCAAAAUUGGAGGAAGUAGGAUUAGAUGAUUUGAAGAAGCAAAUAAUAGAUAAUGAAUUAAAAUUGAAAAAUUUAAAUGAAAAUGAAUUAGAAAAAAUUAUUGGAAAUGAAAUGGCUAAAGGAAAUAUUCAAUUAAUUAAUGACAAAUUAAUUUAUUGUCAAAUUAACCAGAAUGAUUUAAAAAUGGUUAAAUUUGGAGAAGCGCUUCAACUUGUUGGGGAAGUAAUUAAUUUUUAUUUUGAGAAAGAACGUUUCUUUCCAACAAAAAAUGAUAUUCCUUUUUUUGAUGAAAUUAAUGAAUUGAAUGAAAAAUUGAAUAAGGAAAUGAAUGAAAUUGAACAAAAAAUAAAUGAAGAAAAAUUGGGUGAGUUUGUUUAUUUUAAAUAUUUUUGUUGUCUGCCAAAAUUUUGUAUUUAUUUUUGA